GCCCAUACUGUGCUUGAAAUGAACUACACUGAGCAGCGACUUACUGCAGCCGUUGUAUCUGAAGGCUUACGGCCCGUUCUAGCUGAUCUUCGAUCCGGUGCUUCAGCUUGUUUACUCUCUUUGAUAGAAAGAUGUUGGGAUAAAGAUCCGCAAAAUAGGCCUUCUUUUGAUGAUAUUGUCGUGGAGCUUGGUUCCAUUCUGGCAGAUGAAAUUGGAAGGAGCCGUACAGAAAUGGUGUCAGCGGAUUCUUUUAUUUCUUCAAAUGGUUCUGAUGGUGCAAAUAUCCAAAGCUAUCAGGAGAAUAUUAGCUGGUUCGGUCAGGGUAAAGAAUUUUCGAAAAGGGUCCCUAUUGCCCUUGCUGCUAGCGCAUGGCUGGAUCAUUCAGAAGAUCAUGUAUAUAGUCCAGUUCUAUCUUGGGGUUCCUUUGCAUCAUGUGGAAGAAGGGAAACGAUGGAAGAUAGACACUUCCUUAUGCCUCAAGUGUGUGAUGAAAAGGAUAUUCACGUCUUUGCAAUCUUUGAUGGUCAUCGAGGUAGGAUAUACAGUACUUUUCUGUGUUAG
Molecule: messenger RNA, 561 nt
Organism: Nicotiana tabacum (common tobacco)
Lineage: Eukaryota; Viridiplantae; Streptophyta; Magnoliopsida; Solanales; Solanaceae
Source: RefSeq, a predicted model, not a curated record